ACCGGCCAGAGUAGGGGCUCGAGAGCCGCCCGCGGACUGGGGGAAAAGUGUUUCUUAGACUUGGCGGUCGCUACGGCCCCGACCACCCACGUCGGGGUGGUGGGCUGAACGCUCCGAGGCUUCGGCUCCUGGGAGAGGCGGCGGAGGGCGUGUACCGCGCUUGCAGUUUCCUCUCGCCGCGCCUCGGGGGCGUUUUCAGUCGAAUAAACUUGCGACCGCCACGUGUGGCAUCUUUCCAAAGGAGCCGGCUCGCAGCGGCCGGCGCGCCCGUCGGGGGGGAUCGCGCCCGGCGCGGGGCACGAGCGGCGGCGGCGGCAGCGCGGCGGAGCCCGGGGCCGUGGAUGCUGCGUGCGGAGGCGCUGCCGGUUACGUAAAGAUGAGGGGCUGAGGUCGCCUCGGCUCUCCUGCGAGUCGGAAGCGCCCCGCGCCCCCGCCCCCUUGGCCGCCGCGCCGCGCCGCGUUCGUCGUCCGAGACGAGGGCAGGGCGAGCCGAACCUCCGCAGCCGCCACCGCCAAGUUCGGCCGCGCCGCCGCCGCCGCCGGGGCCGCCGUCGCCCGCACCAUGUCCGCGGCCGCCUACAUGGACUUCGUGGCCGCCCAGUGUCUGGUCUCCAUUUCGAACCGCGCUGCGGUGCCGGAGCACGGGGGCGCUCCGGACGCCGAGCGGCGGCGACUCCCGGAGCGCGAGGUGACCGCGGAGCACGGCGACCCGGGGGACACCUGGAAGGAUUACUGCACGCUGGUCACCAUCGCCAAGAGCUUGUUGGACCUGAACAAGUACCGACCCAACCAGACCCCCUCGGUGUGCAGCGACAGCCUGGAGAGUCCCGAUGAGGACCUGGGAUCCGACAGCGACGUGACCACCGAAUCUGGGUCGAGUCCUUCCCACAGCCCCGAGGAGAGACAGGAUCCUGGCGGCGCGCCCAGCCCGCUCUCCCUCCUCCACCCCGGAGUGGCCGCGAAGGGGAAACACGCCUCCGAGAAGAGGCACAAGUGCCCCUACAGCGGCUGUGGGAAAGUCUAUGGCAAAUCCUCCCACCUCAAAGCCCAUUACAGAGUGCAUACAGGCGAGCGGCCCUUCCCCUGCACGUGGCCAGACUGCCUUAAAAAGUUCUCGCGCUCCGACGAGUUGACCCGCCACUACCGGACCCACACGGGGGAGAAGCAGUUCCGCUGCCCGCUGUGUGAGAAGCGCUUCAUGCGGAGCGACCACCUCACCAAGCACGCCCGACGCCACACCGAGUUCCAUCCCAGUAUGAUCAAGCGGUCGAAAAAGGCUCUGGCCAACCCCUUGUAAGGUGCUGCCCACGGAAGCCAGGGAGGGAUGGACCCCAGAAAGAUGAACCGACUCCCCACAAGUGGACAGAUGGACCCGUGAAAAUCAAGCCCCAGCAGAGACGCCCCCAGCGGCCGGCCCAAGCAUCCCGGAGCAUGGGCACUCUUCAGAGCCCCUCCCCCUGCAUUGUUUUUUAAAAGCACAUUGUAGCCUAAGAUCAAAGUCCACACUUGGUCCCCGUGCAGAGGCAACUCAGUGUCUCUGACUGCUGGAGGGAAGGCAAAUGCUUUUUUUCUCUUUCUCUCUCACUCUCUUUCUCCCCCCCUCCCUCUCUUUCCCUCUCUCUCCUUUAUUCUGGGGGAGGGGUGAUGGGGGGCGGAGCGUGGGGUGAGUCCGUCUCAGACUGGGGUAGAAUUUUCAAGAUUCAACACUGGUGUACAUAUGUCUGACGGGGUGCGUUGGACCUGUGGCUCCCACAGCGAUUCUGGGCACUUCCUGCUUGCCGUUUCAGAAUUGUUUUUUUCUUAGCCUUUCAAUGUAACGACAAAUGUGCUUCCGUUUCUUUAGCAAAACCACUCUCUUGAAUCACGUUAACGUUUGAGAUUACAAACCGCCAUAGCACAGCUGUCUUUAUGCAAGCAAGAGCACACCUACUCCAGCAUGAUCUGUCAUCUAAAGACUCGACAACAAACCAACCAACAAAAGUUACUUCUAGUCCAUGGGUAAGCGGAGUCUGAGUUUCUACUAAUGGAGACAAGCCUGGAAAAAGGUCACACUAAGUACAGAACUUUCCGAACCUUGCUUCGUACGAAUUGUACUUUCUUGAGCAUAAGCUGCACUUUUAUUUUCUAAUGCAGAGGAUGAAUACGUUAAAUACAUGCUUUAAGGAUAGUAGCAGACAUUUUGUUUGGAACCAUGUUAUAAUCUGCUUAUUUUAUAGUCUCCCCAUUUCCCUAAGAAAUCAUGGCAGAGUUGUGAGGGCAGAAUAUUAUACAACAGAUGCUGAAGGAGAAGGAGGGUAGUGUUUAAUUUUUUUAAGUUAAAAAACCAAGCAAUUAACUCUACUAACCGUUCCCAAAUGUCCAAUCCUUUAGUUUAGCAUCCUCCGAACUGUACCGCAAUGCCACAAUGGGAGCCGGUCUUGGAGUCUGUUGGGAUUUCUUUGAAUGGGUACCCAACAGUCACGAGUUCUGGAAACACCUAUUUUGUAGGGGGAGAAGGUUUGCCAAUCUCCAUCCCGUGUCCCUACAAAACUCCCGUAUCAGGUGCAAGAGUUAUGCAAAAGGAAAAGGGAGAGGAAAUGUGAAAAGGAAAACUAUAUCCCUAUCAGUCGUGAGUGCCAAGAGAAAAUACCACGGUGACGGUGAUCUCAGGGGAACCUCGUCAACAUCCUCCCGUUCUGAGAAAGGAAGUGCAUAUAGAACAUGGCAGGCUGAAAACACAUCACUGUACCUUUUCCGCCCGGAGCCUCACCACUAUCUAUCUUGUAUCCAGGUGUCUAGAAAUGGCCUAAACCACUACAUCCAUAAUACGCCAUGUACCUGAAAACUUAACUCUUGGCCUUCCCCAGAGGCCAGAAAAGAAACUGAGUUUUCAGAGGCAAGGAGAAACCUCAAAUAGGGGAGUCAGCAGUGAUCGUGGGGGAAAUGUUUACAUUAAUUUUUUUCUUUCAGAAAUAAUACUUUCUGACAAUUUUAUCUGAUCUGUCAAACAGGGAGCUCCGGUGCACUCGAGUUUAUGCAUGUGCUAGCAAAUGUAUUGUGUAAACGUAGGGUGCUACCUCUCAGUGAACCCGUUAGCUCACUGACACACCUGCUCAUUUCAGGUUCCGAAGCAGUGUAGACACCUGCAGCAGGCGUGGGUCACAGCUGACUCCGACUUCCAAUACAAUAGCCAUCACUAGCACGGUGUGUGUUUUAGUUUUCUUCUUUUUUUCUUCUUCUUUUUUUCGUCUAACCAACCUAGUUGCAUUAGUGGUUCUAUAAAGAGAACCUGCUUUUAACAGUAGGACUGGGCGCAGUCCGUGGGAGAAAAAGGAAAGUGUUUUCUCACGGGAAAACACGUCAGGAAAAAUAAAAGAACACUUUCUACCUCUGUUUCAAAUUUUUGAAACGCUUAUUUUAAACCAAAUUUUAAUUUCUGUGUCCAAAAUGAGUUUUCAGGACAUCUGUUCUUCCAUAUGAAAUAGGUUCGGCUGCCUGUUUCUGAACCGCACUCACGGAAUGGUUCUGCUUGUGCUCCUCUGCGCGCUGCCUUUUAGUGAGUGAGGAACUUGGGGUUGCCUAGCAACCCCCAAACUUGUACAAACUCAUCCUUCCCUCACAGAGAGAAAUGAAGGAAAACCAAGCAAAGUCAGUGAAAGACAAUCUUUGUAGUUUCCGAAGCAAAUCUAUAUGUGGCUUUUGUCCAGCACUUAGAUGGAUGUCAAUUCAGCAACUUCUUUAAAAUAAUGCACAAUUUUUUCCCCAGCCCCCAAAGUUGCUACUUGCCUUUUCAAGUUGUUGAAGAACACACAUUUGAUAUUCUCUUAUAUGUUAGAGUAAUGUAACAUAUAAACUCAAGGCUUUUUAUUCUUGUGAUGAAUCCUGUUUUAAAAUGUCACAAAACAGGAACCAGCAUUCUAAUUAGAUUUACUCUAGCAAGAUAUGGUUCAAAUAGGACUACUAGAGUUCGUUGAACACUAAAACUAUGAAACAAACUUUUUAUAUUAAAAAGACCAUGGAUUUAACUUAUAAAAAUCCAGAUGCAGGAUAGUAAUUUUUGUUUACUUUUUUAACCAAACUCAAACUUUUGAAAGACUGUUGCAGGGGUUUCAAAGAGAAAGAGAAGUUGUUAUAUCUAAUAUUGUAAGUUGUUGACCUAUUCUGGUAAAUUAAAUAGUUUUAGAGUUAAGAGAACUCCUCUCCUGGGUUAGGGAAGAAGAAAGCCCUUCACCAGUGUGGAAUGAUGCCCUGGCUUUAAGGUCUAGUUCUACAUCAUGCUUCUUUUGAAAAUUAUAUUUGGUAGUUAAUAAUCACAGAAAACUGGUUCUUUAGUCGGUUUGCAGGUAGACUUAGCACAGCACUCAUCACUCUGGAUAGACUGAAAUGUUCUUUCACACAGAUGAAUGAUCUGUAACACUGUAAGAUACUGAUCUUUACAACUGUUUAAUCAGUUUUAUUUUUGUACAGUAUUAGUGACCUAAGUUAUUUUGCUGUCCCGUUUUUGUAAAUCAAAUGAAAUUAUAAAAGAGGAUUCUGACAGUUGGUAUUUUGUACAUAUGUAUAUAUGUUGUCCAAAUAAAAAUAAUAAAAACAAUAAAGAUUGGA
Sorex araneus (European shrew) is the source of this 4584-nucleotide messenger RNA. It is a transcript of the gene KLF9, whose product is annotated as KLF transcription factor 9. The record is from RefSeq and is a predicted model, not a curated record. The transcript is spliced from 2 exons. NCBI's taxonomy places the organism in Eukaryota, Metazoa, Chordata, Mammalia, Eulipotyphla, Soricidae. Gene Ontology annotation, molecular function: DNA-binding transcription factor activity, RNA polymerase II-specific; RNA polymerase II cis-regulatory region sequence-specific DNA binding. Bases 563 to 1297 code for a protein of 244 amino acids. Gene Ontology annotation, biological process: regulation of transcription by RNA polymerase II.